Molecule: messenger RNA, 4881 nt
Organism: Lingula anatina
Lineage: Eukaryota; Metazoa; Brachiopoda; Lingulata; Lingulida; Lingulidae
Product: EF-hand calcium-binding domain-containing protein 5
Molecular function (GO): calcium ion binding
Source: RefSeq, a predicted model, not a curated record
AAAUUGAAACUAGGUCAGUGCUUCCCAUAGCAACUGCUGAGAGCUGCUUUAUCUCUUGAGUACAUAUACCUUAUUAAACGGGAGCAUAGUGGCUGGAUGUUACAACAAUAAUAGACAUGGCAGAUGUAGCCCAUAGUUCCCCUCCUGGAGCUAGGACAAGAACACCUGGCUAUAGGACAACACCUAGUCCUACAAAAAUGGGCCGUGUAUCUCCUCCAAGAAGUCCCAAUAAGCUAACUCCAGACUAUGCACGCCCAAUAGUUCAUAGUGCAGUUCGGAAGUGGAAACGCUAUCAUGAAAUGCAGAUGAUGAAAAAACUUGUCGAGCUUCGCCAAGAGAAGAAGGAAAAGACACACAUUAGUAAAGACAAAGCAAAGAAACUUGUAAGAAAAAUCCCAGUGGAGAUUCUUGUUAAAGAAUGGCUGAGUGACAACAAAGCUACAGUGGAGACAAGGGUGUAUUUAGUAGACAAGGUGCUACCCACUAUGAUAUUGGGUAUGGAGAAGCUUUUGCUCGAGGUGGAUAAAAGAGGACUAGCAGAAAAAGAGGAACAAGAUCCAAAUUUUAACCCUAUUAAUUAUUUGGCACAGUAUCUGAUGAGAAACAAUCCACGUUACAGUAAUUUCUCAGAAGCCUCUCCAUAUACUCGAGGUUUGAGAGACGUUUCUGAUCAACUGAAAAGAGAACUAUUUGAUCUGGAAGAAAACAGACUCGCAAAGAUUAAAGCUGAAGCAAAGCGUAAGAGAGAAGAGAGAGAAUUUGCUGAACAACAGAAGAAAAAAGAAAAGGCCAGAAGGGAAGAUGCUCUUAAGAAUCAGUUUUCUGAAUGGAAUCUUAGUGAUGGCAAAGUUGAAUUGUCAUUGCUCCAGAGUGCCUUGCGUUCAUUCCUGGAGGUCGUGGAUAAUCUCCCUGAGGAGUUGAAGAAGGCUGGACAGUUUAGCCAUCCUCUGGAACCCACAGAUGAAACAGGAAAAACCAUGUCCCUCAAAGAAUUUUCUGCAUACAUUUCCAAGUAUGUUGAAGGGAUGCCCAGUGAAAUAUUCGACCAGUUUAUGCUCCACUUACAACGCUGUGCUACUGCCCAUCGCCUGGCUGCUGAGAGAGAGCAGAGAAGAAUGGCGCUCACCCAUCUCUUCAUUGCAUGUGAUACAAGUGGGGUGGGAGUUGUUGAUCGUCACAGAAUCCUUAGCUUGUUUGAAAGGUAUUUUGACCAGGCCAAAGAGAGCUAUAAAAAAUACCUGAGAAAUCCAAGGAAAUGGCCUGUGGUUGAGGUGGAUGAGGUAGAGAGCACUUACAGUGAUGAUGAAGAUUUAGCAGAUCCUAAAUUCUUUAACAACUCCAUAGAGGUCAAUGAGGAGGGGUCUCCAAAGCCAGAAGAAAAGCAAGACGAAGGGACAGAGAAAAAAACUGAAGAUGUUAAAAACCCAGAAGUUAAGGUCACUGAAGAAACAGAGAAAAAGGAAAAUGAGUCCUCUGAAGAGACAGGGGCUGAGGGGGGAAAGGGUGAAGGAGAAGAGGUUGUUACUAAGGAAGGCGAACAAAAUAUUGAAGAAAGCAGUAAGGGGGAAACAGCUGAGGAAUCUGCUGAAACAAAAGAACACCCAGCUGCAGAAAAGGAAGAGGACAAAAAGGAAUUGGAUGAAACAGUACAAGAAACUGCAGAUGUUAAGGAAGGAGAGGCAGUUACAGAGGAAAAGGGGACAGUUGAAACCACUGAAGAGCCUCCUAGUGACCAGCCAGUAACAGAAGCAAAGCCUGAAGCAGCUGCUGAAGAAAAGGUACAAGAAGGGGAUGCAAAACCUUCAGAACAGGACCAACCCAAGGAGCCCGCCACUGAACAACCAAGUGAGCAAGCAAAAACUGAAGAACAGGUGACAGAAGAAAGUGCAAAACCAGCAUCACAAGAGGUACCUGAACAGCCUGUAGAACAAGCAAGUACCCAGGAAGAGGAAACAGAAGAAUCUGGGAAACCAGCAGAAAAUGUUACUGCUCAAAGUGAAGCUGCACCAGUUUCUGACAUCCCUACUGUUGUCACAGAUGACACAGCAGCUGUAGCUUCUGAAACUACUGCUGGUUCUGCACCUGAACCUACCUCUGCUCCAGAAACCUCUCCCCCUCAAGCCGUUGUCUCUGACAAGGAAAAAUCUUCUGCCAAUGUCGAAGAAAAAGAGAAAGAUGAAGCAGAAACAGAGGGACAAGAUGCCUUUGAAGAUGAUGUUCGUCUUCCAUCACCACCCCCUACAGCUGACAGACCCCCACCAACCAGGCAGAGUGUUACUUUUGCUGAAGGAACUAGAUUUGAUGAGGAAAGGAAAGCUCUGGAGACUCGAGGCACUGGGAGCAUGUCUCAGGCUUCUGCCUUUGACGAAACCUCACUUAAUGUGUCUCAGUUUGUCAACCUCAUUGAAACUUUCCUGGGAGAUGAGCCGGGCAUGGAGGCCUUCAACAGCCUGGUGCGCUAUGUCAGGGAUGGAUACAUGGAGACAGAGGAAGAAAAGAGAGAGAGAUUGCUCAAGGCUCACAGAGAGCAUGUUACUGCUAAGCGUAAGACUAGAGUUGAUGGAUUAUUUGAGAAGUGGGACAAUGAUGGUUCAGGAUAUCUCGACAUGGAUGAGAUUGAAACAAUAUUGUCUAAAUAUAAGGAUGGAAUGGAGAAGGAAACGGUGCGCAGGGUGAAAUCCAAAUUACGCAAGGAUGAAACUGACAAUCGUUUGAGUAAACGAGAGUUCCGUGAGUUUGUGACAGCAGUGGCAGAUGAAAUCCCAGGCUCAGAUGAGUUUGAUUACAUGGUUGACUUUAUGGAAUCAAGUGUUGAGCGCUCCUACACAGACCGGGUUCGUGGUGAAGCCAGGAAGAAAUGGCUGCAGCAGAUAGUAAAGGCAGCGGAGACCAGUGGGGCACAGAUGGAGCCAGUGUACAAGGCAGUCUUUCAAGCUCUCUAUAAGGAUUCUGAAACCCAUGGUAAUGGUAAGAGGAUCAGUGCAAACAUAUCCCUUCUUGAGAACAAUGAUAUUGAUCCAAAGAGAGGAGAUAUGUUGCUGCGCUAUGUGGCCUCUACACCUGAGGAUGCACCAUAUAUUUUGGGGAAAUGUCUAUUCAAGGACAUGAAGGCAAUCAGUUUUGCCUCAGUAGAGACUGGGAAGCCUAUCCAUGUACCCAGGGUGAAUAAUCAUGGCAGCAUAUAUUUUUGGAACACUGACAGAGAUGCAGAGGACCGUGAUGGUUCCUUGAUUGUUGUUGCUGUUAAGGAUCAGAGGAAGAGAGUAUUUGGACUGCUUGCCAUUGACACCCUCAGGGAUCCACAUACAAAGGCUAUUUUCAUCACACACGAAAUACAAUUCUUCCAGGGUGUGGGCAAAGCAUUUAGUAUUGCUUACCAUCAUGUGGACAACCGCCGUAAAACCAUGCGUAUAACAGAGAGUGCCAUAUCCUGGAUUCACCGUCGAAGUGCUAAUGUGCGAGACAUCUCAGUAUACAUGGUAGAGCCUGAUGGCAAAGACAUUGAUUACGUUCUGCGUAAGAUGAUGAUGACAGACAAUAAAGGAGAAGCAAAGAUGUUCUCUAACCCACCUUUACUGGAAAGAAAAGACAAUUUGUUCAGGGAUUACUUGUUCAAGUGUGUUGAUAACAGUGAGACAGUGACAGCUGAUGCUUAUGGGGAGAGGCACUUCGCCUUCCCACUACGUGACAGCCAAGGCAUGGCAGUGGCAGUUAUGGAUCUGAAUACAGGAGAUGUAAAGAAAAUGCCCAAGCAUGAAGAAAAAGAAGUACAACGAAUGCUUAAACUGCUGCAGUUGGCACAAAAAGAAGUCAGCAAGGAAUCUGCUGGUGGAGAAAAGACCCAAGUGUUAGAGGCUGAAAAAGAUGAAGAAACCAGAGUAGAUGUUAUGUUUGAUCGCUUGAUGUUAAUGGACCUACGUAAAAAUGUUGCUAAGCUGGAUGCUCAGGCAUACGCAGAGCUGCGUAGCUACAAGGAACCCCCAGAAACAGUGCACAGUAUACUGAAGGCAACACUGAGUAUAUUCUACCCAGAUGAGGUGGAAAAUGGGGAGUUUGAUGAUUGGACCAAAGCUAAACAGUUUCUCAACUCUGACCUUGUCAGCAUGAUAGGGAAAUACGAUCCAACAUCUGCGAAGUCUCUCAUUCCACCUGACAGGAUUGCCAAACAUCUUGAACAUAUUCCCCAUGGUAUGGUGUCCAAGCACAGUUCUAUACCUGCUCAGCACAUGUAUAACUGGGUAUUUGUGUGCCUGUCACUUAUCCAGCACACAGCUAAGAUGAGGGAGAGUAAGCGAGGAGGAGCCUUAACACCCCCGCCAGGAAAAGGGACCAAAGGAGAUGAGGAAUAAAUCUUACUACAGAUUAUUUCAUUUCUGCUGAUAAUGUGUGAAAUGUAAUAUAUUCAUAGUACAUGGCAGGUCCAGAUGCUUUAGACUAAGAGAACAUUUUGAGCAAAUAUUCAUCUGUACAUUAUUACAGUCUCAUUGGAAAAACAAAAGUGGACUGACCUCAUCAUCCUCAACUUGGAACCUUCACAGGAUUGAUGUAUCAUUUUAGUACUCUUUAUAUAUUGUACAUUUAAAAAUCAAACUGGUACUGAAACUUUACUACCAGAGGAUCCAAGCAAGACUGCCCACCUUGUCUGUACUUGCAUGUGCAGGUUAAUUGCUAUUUUGAUAUUCAAUUUAUGAAAUCCACUCAAUUCAGUUAACAUAAAAGGAUUUACAAUACUAUUGUAAAGUUAAUCGUUGUUUGUGGCCUUAUUUGUGAACAAACUACUCUGUACAUGUAGAUUUCAUCAACCAGUUUCUUUGCAGUGUACUUCUUAUCAAUUAUAUCUUAUUGUAUGUAAUAUAUAUUUGUAUAUUAAACGUGUAUCAA